Saccostrea echinata is the source of this 768-nucleotide messenger RNA. RefSeq lists its product as uncharacterized. The record is from RefSeq and is a predicted model, not a curated record. Bases 1 to 768 code for a protein of 255 amino acids. NCBI's taxonomy places the organism in Eukaryota, Metazoa, Mollusca, Bivalvia, Ostreida, Ostreidae. The transcript is spliced from 6 exons.
AUGGAUGUUCAGUAUCUCAACCCGGCAGUUGCCUCAAGUAUUUACAAGAGGCUGGGAGUGGACAUCUUGACCACACCCACCACUUUCGGGGGAAUUGAGGAGGUUGAGCCACCAAGAAAGUGUUAUAUUCAAGCUGCCAAUCAAGCAGUAUUUCAAAACACAGGACCCACUCGUAGAGCUGGCAGAGUGGUGCCAAAUGGGGUGACAAAACCUCUGUUGAGCAAUGAACAAAUUCAAAAAUUCAUAACCUCAACAGUUCUUCCUAAUGGUCGCCCAGUCUCCAGCACUGAGGAAGUCAACCCUAAUGUCACCAGGUGUACUGUGUAUCCUUCUCAACCAAGGACAAGGAUACAACAACAGACUGAUCCCACACAUGUACAGCCUCAAGUGACCUUAAAUGAACUAAGGUCAGGACAGACCCUACCAUGGGCAUCCAUCCGGCAGCAGGGUCAGGAUACCAUACUGCAAAUGCAAACAGAAUACAAUGAUCAGUCUACUGUACAACAGCUGGUCUUAAACAGCCAAGGAAAUAUUCAUCCCUCAGCUCAGAAUGCUUUUGCUGUCCAAGUUCUAAACCCGACUUUGACACAGGCAAAGCUACAACAGCCUAUCUCUGCAAAUGAACUUAUAUUACCUACGAAUGUUGAGGUUCAAGGCUUUAUCCCAACAUUUGUGUCAAAUGAAUGGGUUAUGGGAACAGAGCUACAAGUUCCUACCAACAGCAUCAACUAUUCAUCUACCAACCCAAACAAUCUAUGGGGAUGGUAA